Adineta ricciae is the source of this 2598-nucleotide messenger RNA. Lineage: Eukaryota; Metazoa; Rotifera; Eurotatoria; Adinetida; Adinetidae. The record is from the annotation of a GenBank genome assembly.
AUGAGUUUUAUUAAAUUAAUAAAUCGAAAUCGCUCACAAGAUCGUAAAUCAGAACAAUUGUCAAUCGCAAGUAUUUCGUCACAUAUUCCUCAGAUGACGACUGGCAAAAGUGAUGAAAAUCUUUUUCUUACACAAGCGCUCGCAACAAUGAGUGCAACACCAGAUUUAGAAAGUUUUCUUCAAGCAAUACCGAUGACGACAACUCGGCGUGAAAAACGCAGCCGAACAAUUUGCCAGCCAAAAGGAACAACUUCUUACACUAUACGUGACGGUGACACUUUAGAAAAGGUGGCACUUCGAUUUAAUUCAACACCGUCUGAAUUACUUCAACUCAAUAAACUGAGUACACGAACCGUCUUUCCCGGACAAACAUUGUACGUGCCAGAAGAAUGCCAAACAGACAAUGCGCAUCAACAAGAAUCCAGUAACAUCACACCUUCUGUCACUCCUCUUUUGGCAAAUUCCCCACAACCUAAAUCUAAAGAUGGUGAUUCAUUUGUUCUUCUUGCACAUCGCCGUCUAAUGAGCGAUCCUGCUAUUGCUUCCCUGUCUUCUGCUCCCUCUCAGCCAGAUGUCGGUUCUAUGGUUUGGUCCUUAGCUCGACAAUCCACUGCGCGACCAGGUCACGUACAACGAUUGCAAAGUGACACAGGUUCUGAAAGUGAAGUGACAUCGAAAACGAUGAAAAAUCAAGAAGUGAUUCAUCCUGAUGACAAUAGUAAAAGUGCGCUAGUGUCGCAAACAUCGCCAACGCUAGAUGAAAAUCAUCACUUGGACGACGAAUGUUUACAACGUUUCAUCAAGACUAAUGUUCGGCUGAUGACCGAAGAUCAUCAAAGUAUAGCAGGAACUUUACUUGUUACACCGAAUGCAGUUAUGUUCGACCCAGAUGUUCUCGAUCCACUAGUCAAAGAACAUGGCAUUGAACAAUAUGGAUUGAUAGUAAGAAUGGAUCUUCUUGCUGGUAUUGCAUUGUACGAUGAUAUUUCAAUCUAUGGACACGAACCAACUUUUCAUGAGGAAGGAAAACGAAAGAUGUAUCAUUCUACAAGUAUCAAACACGCUCAAUGCUGCCCAGAAAAACCAUUGCUAAGUUCCGAUGAAGAAGAAAUUCGACAUCUAAUGUCAUCGUUACUUGACAGAAUUGAAAAAGAAUUGAAUUCAUCUGAUACACACUUUGUGCUAUUCGAUGCCACAUCAUCGAAAAUGCAACGUCAUCUAUCUAAAACUUCUUCUAAUCAUACGUGUGAAACUGAUGAUGAAGCAUUUGCUUCAUCUGCAAGAACAGAUAGCUUUUCGGAUGAUUCAUUUCAUCCAUUCGACGAAUAUAAACAUUCUCUUGGAAUUUUACUUGAUGAGAAUGAAAAAAAUGUAAAUAAAACGCUGAAUCGAAUACCUUCACAGGUGUGCCAUGUAUUCGACUGGACAAGAUUUCGACGUGCAGUGAAAGUCAAAAAAGGAUGCCAUUUGGAGAAUUGUGUUUCGCUCGAUCAAUGUAAUAAACGUUUUGAUGAAAUCGAUAAGUUAUUGUAUCAGCAACAACAAACUUAUGGAGCUCCACCUCCGAUUGAAAUUCCUUAUUAUUUAUGUAUAAAAGUUAGUGUACAUGUGGACGAUAUUCCUUCUCUACGAGCUCGACAAUGCAAGAGACCUUCGGAAAAAACUGUUGACACUAUUUAUGGGAAAAAGCAAUUGGAACAGGAGUACUGGUUUUCCGUACCGAAAGAAAAGAUCGAUCAGCUGUAUAGAUUUUUCCUUCGAUGGAAACCUGAAUAUGAACUCGAUGCAUUGCAUGAUGAUGAACCUCAAUCGGCUAACACUGAACAAUCGAAGCAGACACGUCAAUCUUCGAACAAAGGCUUUGUUCUUCUCGCUAAUGAUGAUCCCGAAUUAUGUGACGAUUAUGUGGCAUCAAAAGAUUCGAAAACAACCAGUAAACAACAAAAGAAACCGCACUACUUAAAACGACAAAAUACGUUGUUAAAAGAAUGGGAGAUCAUCAGUGUCGAUGAAAUUUAUCGCCGAUUCAAUGCCACGCAUCCCAACGACCCACAUAUGUUUAAUCUUGGUAUACCCAUACCAAAACUUCUUCAACCAUCAGCACUACUCAACGCAGAACAUACACAAAAGAUUCUUAUUGAACUACCAGCUCGUCUUCAUAGUAUGGAUUGGUGUAUGGUAUUUAGCACCGAAGCACAUGGAUUUAGUCUAAGUCAAUUAUACCGACGAUCAUUAGAAUUCGAUUCUGAUAUGCCUGUAUUAGUUGUUGUAAAAGAUGUUGAACAAAAUAUAUUUGGUGCUUUUGUACCGCAUCAGUUGAUUGUGAAAGAUGGUGUUUAUGGCACGGGAGAGUCGUUUCUAUUUACACUUUUUCCUGAAUUUCGGGUAUUCAACUGGUCAGGUGGUAAUGAGUUUUUUGUUAAAGGUGAUCUUAACUCAAUUGGUUUCGGUGUUGGAGAAGGUACUUAUGGCUUAUGGUUCGACGCUGAUUUGUAUCACGGUCGAACGUGUCCUUGUAAAACAUUCAACAAUGACUGUUUGUCAUCCAAUGAAGAUUUCAUAAUUGCAAGUAUCGAAGUUUGGACAUUUACCGACUGA